Messenger RNA from Cryptosporidium ubiquitum, 861 nucleotides. RefSeq names its product DHHC zinc finger domain-containing protein. Lineage: Eukaryota; Apicomplexa; Conoidasida; Eucoccidiorida; Cryptosporidiidae. Gene Ontology annotation, biological process: protein targeting to membrane; peptidyl-L-cysteine S-palmitoylation. Gene Ontology annotation, cellular component: Golgi apparatus; endoplasmic reticulum. The record is from RefSeq and is a predicted model, not a curated record. The transcript has 3 exons. Bases 1 to 861 code for a protein of 286 amino acids. Gene Ontology annotation, molecular function: protein-cysteine S-palmitoyltransferase activity.
AUGGAAGAAAAAAUCUCAAUAACAAAAUAUUUACCAUUUAUUUUUCAUUUACUGCCAUUGCUACAAAUUGGAAUUUCAAAAGCAUUUAGAGUUGAAUCAAAAUUUCAAGAAGGUAUUAGAGAUUUUAUCAUCAUACACUCUUUGUUUAUUUUAUACAAGAUCUCAUUAUUCAAGUCUUUUUUCACAGAUGCAGGAAGAGUUCCUGUAACUGAAGAAUGGAGAAAUACUCCGGAUCCAAAAUUAAUAUUUGAGAGAAAAGAUGAUGGGAGAUUAAGAUUCUGCAAGUACGAGCUAGUAUAUAAACCAGACAGAGCUCAUUAUUGUCGUCAGCUAAAUAGAAAUGUACUAAGAAUGGAUCACUAUUGUCCAUGGUUUGGAAAUUGUAUUGGAUAUUUUAAUUAUAAAUUCUUCUUCCUUGCACUUCUUUAUGGGUGUGCUUCACUCAUUUACAUGAUGCUCAGCCAAAUUAACACAUUGAGCAAUAUUUGGAAUGAUACAAAUGUAACCUUUGGUCAUUUAUAUCUUAUUUCAUUGGGAAUCUGCUUCAGUGCUGUACUAAUUAUUAUAGUAGUUCCAUUCUUCUUAUUUCAUGCAUAUAUUACUUCUAGAAACGAAACUACUAUCGAAUUUUGCGAAAAGAGAAGUAAAGAAAAGGUAAGUAUAAAACUAAGUUCUAUCAAAAUCCAACCCUUACCAACAUUUUAUUCUACUUAUUUUCAGGGGUUUACAUAUGAUCAAGGAAUAUAUAAAAAUAUCCAGAGUGUAUUUGGUGAAAACCCACUAUUAUGGCUUGUCCCAGUCGGUCUACCACCUUCUGAUGGGCUUUUCUUCCCAGUUAAAAAAAUUGAUAAAGAAGUCUAA